GAUGGGGACGGAUUCGUCGCAUUUAUUAAGAAAUGUAACAAAAUUACGGACGCCACUGCCGUCCCAUCACGCUGUCCACUCAGUACGGGCAGCUCAUCCCAUUUCUUGCCAUCGUCCUUCGCUAAUAAGAGUAUCCGCCUCGAACCUAACGCUCUGCGCACCAAAACCGAAGGACAAUCAAUCAAACCAACCUCCGUCUCGUUUUCCUCUCUCUCUCUCUCUCGCCUCUGAAAAUGGCUUCAACAGUGCUUUCAUUGGCUUCGGCCUCUCGCUCUUCUUCACUAUCAAUGCCUCACAGUUCCCAGGUGAAUGUGAAGCUUGGCAGCUCCUUUGUCUGUUCUUUUCCUAAGGAGAAAAGAAGUCUCUUAGUAAAGGAUCAGGCCUUUGGUCGGAUAAGUAUGGCUGUUGCAGUUAAUGUUUCUCGCUUUGAGGGCAUAACAAUGGCUCCUCCUGAUCCAAUUCUCGGAGUUUCUGAAGCAUUCAAAGCAGACACAAAUGACUUGAAGCUCAACCUUGGAGUUGGUGCCUAUCGAACUGAAGAACUUCAACCUUAUGUGCUUAAUGUUGUUAAGAAGGCAGAGAAACUUAUGCUGGACAGAGGAGAUAACAAAGAGUACCUUCCAAUUGAAGGUUUAGCUGCAUUCAAUAAAGUUACUGCAGAAUUAUUAUUUGGAGCAGACAAUCCAGUAAUUAAGCAACAAAGAGUUGCCACUGUUCAAGGUCUUUCAGGAACUGGUUCUCUUCGACUUGCUGCAGCACUGAUAGAAAGAUAUUUUCCUGGUGCAAAAGUUCUCAUAUCAUCUCCAACUUGGGGUAAUCAUAAGAAUAUAUUUAAUGAUGCCAGAGUUCCUUGGUCUGAAUACCGAUACUAUAAUCCAGACACAGUUGGAUUAGACUUUGAUGGGAUGAUAUCUGAUAUAAAGGCAGCUCCUGAAGGAUCUUUUGUGUUACUUCAUGGGUGUGCUCAUAACCCAACUGGCAUUGAUCCAACCCCUGAGCAAUGGGAGAAAAUAGCUGAUGUUAUUCAAGAGAAUAACCUCAUUCCUUUCUUCGAUGUUGCAUAUCAGGGAUUUGCUAGCGGAAGUCUUGAUGCAGACGCAUCAUCUGUGAGGUUGUUUGCCAAACGCGGUUUGGAGCUUUUGGUUGCUCAGUCGUAUAGCAAAAAUUUGGGUCUAUAUGCAGAGAGGAUUGGAGCAAUCAAUAUUGUCUGUUCAUCAGCAGAUGCAGCAGCAAGGGUGAAGAGUCAACUGAAAAGGCUUGCUCGUCCAAUGUACUCAAAUCCUCCUGUCCAUGGGGCAAGGAUUGUUGCCAAUGUUGUUGGGAAUCCAGCUCUCUUCAAUGAUUGGAAAGAGGAGAUGGAACUGAUGGCUGGAAGGAUAAAGAGCGUGAGACAAAUACUAUUUGACAGCCUUUCUGCAAAGGAUAAUAGUGGGAAAGAUUGGUCAUUUAUUCUUAAACAAAUCGGCAUGUUCUCUUUUACUGGGUUAAGCAAAGCUCAGAGUGAGAAUAUGACAAAUAAGUGGCAUGUAUACAUGACAAAGGAUGGAAGAAUAUCCUUGGCUGGAUUAUCUGCAGCUAAAUGUGAGUAUCUUGCAGACGCCAUUGUUGAUUCAUUCCACAAUGUCAGUUGAAACAGAUUAGUCACAGGUAACUAUUACCAGAGGAAAGAGGAUUGGUUUGGGGACGUCGAAAAUUUUUGGUGAUCUUAGUGUACUAUUGAUUUUAAUUUUAAUUUUGUGAAAGUGUAACAAUAUUUGUUAUCUUCAUUAGAAAUCCCUGUAUUGGAAGUUUUGAUAUGAAUCAAUUCAUUUCUUUUGUA
Malania oleifera is the source of this 1819-nucleotide messenger RNA. RefSeq names its product aspartate aminotransferase, chloroplastic. Gene Ontology annotation, molecular function: pyridoxal phosphate binding; transaminase activity. The transcript is spliced from 12 exons. Bases 234 to 1631 code for a protein of 465 amino acids. Gene Ontology annotation, biological process: biosynthetic process; amino acid metabolic process. The record is from RefSeq and is a predicted model, not a curated record. Lineage: Eukaryota; Viridiplantae; Streptophyta; Magnoliopsida; Santalales; Ximeniaceae.